UGUUAUGCACAUUCAUGCAAAAAUUUAAUUUUAGAAAGUAAGAUUUAUAUUUUAUUAAAAGAAAUUACAUUUUCCUAUAUUUAACGUAUCAUAAUGAAAUAUUCGAUUUUCAUGAUCAUAAAUUUACAAGUCACAUAAGUGUUGAAUUACACGUUUAUUGAUCGCUGUCAGUGACAAUAAUGUAAGAAACUUGUGAAUGCUUCGUUGCCAAAUGUUACUGAACUACCCCACAAACACUAUGUAUUUUCCUAUAUUAGAGUACGCUGUUGUGAUUUGUCAAAGAAGCGAUAACCUAACAGCUAUAUUGAAUAUUAGAAAAAAUUUCGCAUAAAAUUUCUCACAUGAAAUUGUAAGAACUGUUGGUAUUCGAUAAUUUAUUUAAAGUUUUUCGUUUUUAUUAUAAAAUAAAGUUUACGCAAAUUUCGCGUAAUGUUAUAAUUCAAAUUUUUGUAGAAUCGUUACACGACAAAAAAUUAAUCGUGCUUAUUAGAAUUUUAUAUUUUUAUAUGGUGAAAAUGGCCCAUGCUCCAUUACCGAAACCUAUUUGUAAACCGAUAAAUACGUCUAAGAUGUGUCCAUCUGAUUUCACUACUACUUUAUCUGAUGUGUUACAAUCGGACCCAGUAAAAAGGUUGUUUAAUCAACCAAAUAUUAUUAUUAAAACAAUACCUUUAAAAAUAAAUACGAAUUCUGGGUCAAACAAUAAUGGUUUCAUGAAUAAAAUACAUAAUACAGAUACAAAUAUAAAUAAACCAAAGCAAUCAGAAUUAUCUGUAAUUCCUCUACAGACGAAUCAAGAAGAAAAUAUAGAAGAUAAAAAUUUAUUGCCUGCUAAGAAACAAGGUAAAUCAGAAAUCACAUUAGUUCCUGUUAAAAGGGAAAAGAAACCUUGUGGUCAUUAUGAACCUUGUGAAAAUAUUAUAUGUGAUGUGGCAGUACAACAAUAUGUAGAUCGUGAAGGAUCUUCACCCAUGUUAGCUAUUAAUAUAGAGGAAAGUGAAAUAAAUGCACCUGUUUCAAAACAUUGUGCAAGUAAAAUGUGUGAUGCACUAAGCAUCGAUCAUGACCGUUGUCGCAGAGCUGUGAUAAGAUUGAAUAGGUGUAAUCAGUCAACAGCUUGUGAUAUUUGUGGUAUUACGCUAAAAACACAAAGAUCUCGUAUAUAUCAUAAAAAUUGUACAAGAAGAAAUGAAUAUAGACAUAAUGAAACAAGUAGUGCUAAAAUAUUAAAAGAAAGAAUGAGACAACGAGAAAUUCAAUUAAUAGAAGCUUCUAAAAUGAAAAAAAAUGAUUAUACAGAUCCAGUUAUGGGAUAUAGUCUUGCAAUGGAAACAUUGAGAAACAACAAAGAAUUGAUUAUUAUUCCAAAAUCAGUUCCCAUAAAACAGCAACAACAACAACAACCACAACCACCAUCAACACCAACAAUUACUAUAAAUACUACAACACAAAUCAAUAAUGUAAAUAACGUUUUUGGAAAAUUUUUACCUAGUAUGCCAAUUGUAUUACCACAACAAAGUAUAGUUCUUGGCAAAGCAGAAUCUUCUAAUGAAAAUAAUAUAACUACUCCCAUACAAAUAGCUUUACCAGAUACUUUAACUACAUCGCUUAUAACAACAACUAGUACAGUUCCUUUAUCUCAAAAUCAUUAUGUUACUUUUACAACACAAACUAAUCCACAUUCAAUACCAAUAAGUGAUAUAAUCUUGCCACAGUCGCAAAUUGUGACAACACCCAUUCAACCUAAACCACUCUUAACACCUAUACGUGUUGUGCCUAUAACUAAUUUAAUAACACAACCAUCUUUAUUACACCAAACACAGGGUAUACCAAAGUUUUGUAUUAUGCCAGACAAUACAAUACCAUCAUUAACUAUAACAAAUCCACAAUCUAUUCAAUGUCCAGCACCUGUGCCAAAGGUUGAGUCUCCAAAUGAUGUGAAAACAACUUCUCAGAAAAAAAAAAAAACAAUGAUGAAAAAAAAACGAAAACUUAGAAAGAAAGAUUUUAAAUGUGAUUAUUGUCUUAAAAAUUUCAGUACAGAUUGGUAUUUUAAAAUGCAUGUUGCUAUGCAUACAGGUGAAAAACGGUUUAUCUGUAAAAUAUGUACACAAUCAUUUAAUAAUCGAUAUGACAUGAAAAGACAUAUGUCAAAUGAUCAUAACAGUGAAACUAUUGCUUCUGAUACAUGUGCUCAGGAAGUUACUGAAGAUUCACAGCCAAAAAUGAAUCUAGAUUCACAUCAAGAAGUAAAAAAAGAGGAUAAAACAAAUGGAUAUAUUAGCAUGCCUACUCAAGAUAUUAUGAAAAAUAUGAAAACAGAAUUGUGUCAUGAAGUAUAAAUCAUUCCAAUUUAAAUAAUUCAUUAAAAUUCAUUAAAACAAAUAAUAUUUAAAAUUGAAAAAAUAUGUCUGUUAUAAAUCUUGAAGUUCACUUGUAAAAAUAUAUGUAAAAUGUGCUUAAACAUUAUAUUUAAUCAAAUAUUGAUUUUUUGGUAGAAAAUUUUAUAUUUA
This is a messenger RNA of Apis laboriosa (Himalayan honeybee), 2513 nucleotides long. RefSeq lists its product as uncharacterized. Gene Ontology annotation, molecular function: RNA polymerase II transcription regulatory region sequence-specific DNA binding; DNA-binding transcription factor activity, RNA polymerase II-specific. The record is from RefSeq and is a predicted model, not a curated record. Gene Ontology annotation, cellular component: nucleus. Gene Ontology annotation, biological process: regulation of transcription by RNA polymerase II. The transcript is spliced from 3 exons. NCBI's taxonomy places the organism in Eukaryota, Metazoa, Arthropoda, Insecta, Hymenoptera, Apidae. Bases 507 to 2342 code for a protein of 611 amino acids.